AUGUCGAAUUUACGAGAUACUCCUGAAAAACAGCCUCAGAGACAGCAACAGGCUACGGCAGCUGCAGCAGCUGCCUUUCGACAGGUCGACCGUCCUGGUGCCUCGAAUGCUUCUGCUUCGUCUCUAGCCAGUUCGACGAAGAAUGCUUCCAACGUCAAACGUGAACCUACAUUGUCAUCGACUCAACAACCACCAUCGAAUAUUGAGGAGGAUGAAGAGGAAGAGGAGGAAGAAGAAGAGAUUCAAGACGGAACUGCCGGUGCUACUGGUGCUGCCGGUGAUAAGUACAAUUUCAUGUUUGACGAGUCGGAUGAUGCCUCAUCCGGUUCUUUGGAUUUCGAAUCCUGGAUUAAAAGUUUUUGCUCGAUUGUCGGACACGAGUUUUUUGCGGAGGUGUCAGAAGAGUUUAUUGAAGACGAUUUUAACCUUACUGGUCUUGGCCCACUAAUACCUCAUUAUAAAGAGGCUUUGGAAUUGAUUCUGGAUCUCGAGCCUGAAACUCCUCCUAAGCUUCCUACUAUUCCAAUCAUAGAACAAAGUGCUGAACAAUUAUACGGCAUGAUACAUGCUCGAUUCAUUCUAUCUCGUCCAGGUCUUCAGAUUAUGGCCCAAAAAUUCCAUUACCAACAAUUUGGUACUUGUCCAAGAUAUUUCUGUCAUGGCACCGGCUUAUUACCAGUGGGUCGUCACGAUAUGCCCGGCUUUGAAACUGUACGUUUAUACUGUCCAUGUUGUAUGGACAUAUACGUACCGCCAAACUCUCGAUUUUUAAGCAUUGAUGGUGCGUUUUUUGGCACCUCGUUCCCUGGCUUGUUUUUAAAAGCAUAUCCCGAGAUCGAGAAGGAGUGUGCACGACGUAGGAAACAACAGGGUCAGUUUGAACUCACCAUAUACGGAUUUAAAAUUGCAGAAUCCAGUAAAAGUGGUUCCCGCAUGAAGUGGCUGCGACAAGUGCCUGUUAACGACUCUGAACUCGACGAACACGUAUCAGAAAUACAAGACGGUGCUCGCUCUAUUUCCUCAUCCUCCCACAACAAUCCCACUAAUACGAAUGAUAACGAAAGCAUGAUGAGCAUUAGCAUGAACGGCGAGACAUAG
Sugiyamaella lignohabitans is the source of this 1098-nucleotide messenger RNA. RefSeq names its product casein kinase 2 regulatory subunit CKB1 (gene CKB1). The record is from RefSeq and is a predicted model, not a curated record. Gene Ontology annotation, cellular component: protein kinase CK2 complex; cytoplasm. Bases 1 to 1098 code for a protein of 365 amino acids. NCBI's taxonomy places the organism in Eukaryota, Fungi, Ascomycota, Dipodascomycetes, Dipodascales, Trichomonascaceae. The transcript has a single exon. Gene Ontology annotation, molecular function: protein kinase regulator activity.